This is a messenger RNA of Saxophila tyrrhenica, 1305 nucleotides long. RefSeq lists its product as uncharacterized. The transcript has a single exon. The record is from RefSeq and is a predicted model, not a curated record. Lineage: Eukaryota; Fungi; Ascomycota; Dothideomycetes; Mycosphaerellales; Extremaceae. Gene Ontology annotation, biological process: L-leucine catabolic process. The coding region runs from base 1 to 1305 and encodes 434 amino acids. Gene Ontology annotation, molecular function: flavin adenine dinucleotide binding; 3-methylbutanoyl-CoA dehydrogenase activity.
AUGCCUCCCAUAUCACCUUGUCGAGCAGCGGCGCUGCUACAGAGCACCCGGCCACCGUUGCAGAGGAUACCACGAGCAGCAUUUGUAGCGGGACAACGUCAACUACGAUCAGCAUCAACGAAACACCCCAAAGGCUUCACUCCACCGACCAACGAUGACUUAGAAGAGCUACGAGAGCGGACCAUCGAGUUCGCGCGGAGGGAGAUCACAUUCGAUGUCGCACAGUCAACAGACCACGACAAUGAGUUUCCGAACUCGAUGUGGCAGAAGCUGGGUGAGGCAGGGUUCUUGGGCUUGACAGCAGACGAGGACUACGGCGGGCUAGGGAUGGGAUACCAGGCGCAUUGUGUGGUGUUAGAGGAGCUCAGUCGUGCGAGUGGGAGCAUAGGUUUGAGUUACGCAGCACACAGUCAACUCUGCGUCAACCAGCUCCAACUCAAUGGGACCGACGAGCAGAAACGCCAGUUCCUUCCGGGCCUGACGAGCGGCGAAAAGAUUGGCGCUCUGGCAAUGAGCGAGCACAAUGCCGGCUCAGAUGUCGUAUCGAUGAAGACGACAGCUAAGGAGACUGAUGGUGGCUACCUCCUCAACGGCCACAAGAUGUGGAUCACCAACGGUCCGGACGCACACUUUAUCGUCGUCUACGCCAAAACCGACCCAGAUGCUGGCAGCAAAGGCAUGACGGCCUUCAUCGUGGAUUCGUCCACUCCCGGCUUCAGCUGUGCGCGUAAGCUUGACAAGCUAGGUAUGCGAGGAAGUAACACGGGCGAGCUCGUCUUCGACAACGUCUUUGUCCCUAGCUCCAACAUACUCGGUGGCGUUGGCAAAGGCGUGCGAGUACUGAUGGAAGGCCUCGACCUCGAACGCCUGGUUCUGUCUUCUGGCUCCCUCGGCUUAAUGAAGGCUGCACUGGAUGUGACACUUCCAUAUGUACACGAGCGGAAGCAAUUUGGAGUGCCCUUGGCGCAGAACCAGUUCAUCCAGGGCAAAUUGGCGGACAUGUACACGAAAUAUCGCGCCAGCUCUGCGUUCACGUACAGCGUCGCGCGGGCCAUUGAUGAGAGCCACGAGGACCCUGAGAUCCGGACCCAGGACUGCGCUGGAGCGAUUUUGUAUGCGGCGGAGCGGGCAACUGAGUGUGGAAUGGAUGCUAUCCAGUGCUUGGGCGGGAUGGGGUAUAUGAAUGAAAUGGCGGCCGGACGGAUCAUGAGGGAUGCGAAACUGUAUGAGAUCGGUGCCGGGACGAGUGAGAUCAGGAGGAUGGUGAUUGGGAGGGCAUUCAACAAGGAGUUCGGGACGAGAUGA